AUGGCGGCUGAGGCUUCUCCAAACGAAUCAAUGGUUUCAAAGAUGAAUAACGAACUCGAGGGUAAUCCAUCAAAAUCGCCUAGUCCGACCAUUAAAGUCAAGCCAAAGCAUGUUAAGCAUGUUAAGCAUGUUCGCAGAAGCCCUUCUCCACCUGAUCCGAGGGCCGGCAAGAACAAAUUGCGACCAGCGGCAGAUAUCAUCAAUCGCAUCACCUGGGACGAAGAAUUCAAACGUACCGACUUCAUCAUCGGCUUCGUGGAUCGAUUCGAAGGACAAUUGGAGAUCAAUAUGGAAAACUGGAAGAAGGAGUCAACGGAUGAGGAGUUCAUUCCACAACAUCGCAUCAUAUACAUCAAGCAUGUUGAUGGAGAGGUUGUAUGGGAUCGAAGGAGACGCAUCGACAAGGUUUUUACCAGUGGGAAUUCGGCAUUUAGCGAGUUGGCGUUCUUGAUGUGA
This is a messenger RNA of Penicillium cinerascens, 456 nucleotides long. RefSeq names its product DUF504 domain-containing protein. The transcript is spliced from 2 exons. Bases 1 to 456 code for a protein of 151 amino acids. The record is from RefSeq and is a predicted model, not a curated record. Lineage: Eukaryota; Fungi; Ascomycota; Eurotiomycetes; Eurotiales; Aspergillaceae.